Messenger RNA from Penicillium taxi, 1617 nucleotides. Its product is annotated as choline transporter-like family protein. Gene Ontology annotation, molecular function: transmembrane transporter activity. The coding region runs from base 1 to 1617 and encodes 538 amino acids. The record is from RefSeq and is a predicted model, not a curated record. Lineage: Eukaryota; Fungi; Ascomycota; Eurotiomycetes; Eurotiales; Aspergillaceae. Gene Ontology annotation, biological process: transmembrane transport. Gene Ontology annotation, cellular component: plasma membrane. The transcript is spliced from 2 exons.
AUGAGUGGACAGGCUGCUAAUUACUACGACCCGAAUCGCGGCUACGAGGAGGGUCAGUACAGCAAUUCUCAGUACAAUAACCCAAAUGAUAUUUACCAGCAAAACGACAAUUACCAGCAAGCUUCAGAGCCUAAGCCUCCCCCAUACCCUGAUGAUGUUGCACCUAAUGUUGCACCGCCGCAUGGUGGUUACAGCGAUCCUCCUCCCAGUUAUGAGGAGGUUUUCAAGGUAGACCGGCCAAAGUACAAUGAUCUUUGGGCAGGUCUUUUGCUCAUCGCGGUAUUCCUUGGCUAUGCCGCUAUAUCGGGUUUGACAAUCCACAAGUAUGCGACCCAUAAAGGGUUCAGUGGCGGUGGCAUUUACGACUCCGGAAACGAUUUCUCCUUGAACACAAACACACUCAUAUUAUUCGUAUUUGUCCUUUGCGUUGCCCUCGUCCUCUCCUGGCUGUAUUUCCUCGGCGCGCGAUACUUUACUAAGACCUUCAUCUGGGUCACGGGCAUCCUGAAUAUUGUGUUUGCAUUGGCCACUGGAAUCUACUACAUUGCCAAAAAGCAAUAUGGUGGUGGAAUUGUAUUCCUGAUCUUCGGGGUCUUCGCUAUCCUGUGCUUUAUCAGCUGGAUUCCACGUAUCCCAUUCACAGCUUUCAUGUUGCAGACCACGAUGGAUGUUGCCCGUGGCUAUGGACAUGUCUUCUUGGUCAGCGCGAUUGGUGGGAUUGUCGCCAUGGCCUUUUCGGCCUGGUUCUCCGUCACUCUGGUUGCGAUAUACGUCGCCUACGAGCCGGACUCCACUGGUGUGAACCCAUCCUGUCAGAAUGGCGGUUGUAGCUCCGCAAAGGUCAUUGGACUGAUUGUAUACGUAACCUUCGCCAUGUACUGGUUUAGCGAAUGGCUCAAAAACACAAUACACACAACUAUCGCCGGCGUCUAUGGCUCCUGGUACUUUUACAGCAAGUCACCAGGUGGCAUGCCCCGAGGCGCAACCCGCGGCGCAUUCCGCCGUGCAACAACCUAUUCCUUCGGUAGUAUCAGUUUCGGCAGCUUGAUUAUCGCAAUCAUCCAGAUGCUGCGCCAGGCAUGCUCAAUCGCACAGCGCAACGAGGCCGCGCAGGGAAGUAUGUUCGGCAGCAUCAUGUUCUGGAUUCUGGGUUGUUUCAUCUCAAUGCUCGACUGGCUCGUAACACUUUUCAACCGCUACGCAUUCUGCCAUAUUGCACUCUAUGGCAAGGCCUAUAUUCCUGCGGCGAAAGACACCUGGAAAAUGAUGCGUGAUCGCGGCGUCGAUGCCUUGGUCCAGGAUUGUCUGAUGGGUCCGGUGCUGACCAUGGGAUCUGUGUUCGUCUCCUACGUCUGUGCUCUGCUCUCUUACCUCUAUCUGCAAUACACGCACCCUGCAUACAACGCGGACGGUACUUUCACCCCUGUCAUCAUGGCGUUUUCGUUCUUGAUUGGUUUGCAGAUCUGCCAGAUCUUCAUGACGCCUAUUGGUAGUGGUGUUGAAACUAUCUUUGUUGCUAUGGGCUGGGAUCCUCAGGUUAUGAUCAAUGAUCACCCGGAAAUAUACUACAAGCUUGUGGAGCUGUACCCACGGGUGCAACAAGCAAUUCAUGCUUAA